AAGGACUUAUUUAAUGGAACUCAAAAUCCUAAUGGAGAAUGUGUGACAACUGUUAUGGGAGAGAUUCCAAGCAAAAACAAGAUGGUUUCAACUGUAAUCAUUUUCCCAAUUGAAACCUCCAAAAUUAAGGCGUUCCAACAAUUCACUAUUAGAACCAAAACAAUUAAUUUGAAAACUGGCUUUUUCGAUGAUCCUGUAAAACAAUAUUAUAUUUUCCCACAAACUCUUGAUAACAAAGGUUUUAUUCAAGGCCAUUCUCACGUAACGGUUCAAAAAAUAUUAAACCGCUUUGCACCUCUUGAUCCCCAAAAAUUUGAUUUCUUCAAAGGUUUAAAUGAUCCAGCUGACGGUAAAGGUGAAUUAACUGCAUUAGUUGAAAAGGGGUUACCAGCUGGUAAUUAUCGUCUUUGCACCAUGGUUUCUUCAUUUGCCCAUCAACCGACCUUAAUGCCUGUUGCUCAAAGAGGCGCUCAAGAUGAUUGUGUAAGAUUUACAGUA
Molecule: messenger RNA, 498 nt
Organism: Rhizophagus irregularis DAOM 181602=DAOM 197198
Lineage: Eukaryota; Fungi; Glomeromycota; Glomeromycetes; Glomerales; Glomeraceae
Source: RefSeq, a predicted model, not a curated record